Phytophthora infestans T30-4 is the source of this 888-nucleotide messenger RNA. RefSeq lists its product as uncharacterized. The coding region runs from base 1 to 888 and encodes 295 amino acids. The record is from RefSeq and is a predicted model, not a curated record. The transcript is spliced from 6 exons. Lineage: Eukaryota; Oomycota; Peronosporomycetes; Peronosporales; Peronosporaceae.
AUGGGCUGCUUCUCGCCUGCCCGGGGACACCGCAACAUCUCUCAAGAAGUGACAGCAUACCUUCUCCCACACCCAAUCUGUCCGACAUCAGUCCCUAGCAAAUCACGCGUCCAGCUCACCCACACAGGGUCAUCAGCCAUAAAGUACCAGGUGGCCCAUGUCUCUGGCUCCACGCAGCUCAUGGGCUUCUUCACGCCUGCCCGGAGACACCGCAACAUCUCUCAAGAAGUGACACCGUACCUUCUCCCACACCCAAUCUGUCCGACAUCAGUCCCUAGCAAAUCACGCGUCCAGCUCACCCACACAGGGUUAUCAGCCAUAAAUUACCAGGUGGCCCAUGUCUCUGGCUCGUGGCCCAUGUCUCUGGCUCUGAUCAACGGCGAUCGGCUAGUGGCGGACCUGCGCGAUUUCCAAGACCUGCUGAUGAUCAAGAAACGCGAUCUGGAUGAAUGGGCACGACAGGAGAAGGCUGCUCAAGCAGCGUUCCUGACGCUUGCUCCGUCUCCGACUCAGCAGAACUCGACGCUACCUGCUCAAGCUGCUGGCUGCCUCGUGUUCACCACUGAGCGCAUCGAGUCGCUGCAAGCAGAGAACAAGAAGCUGCGUCAACAGUUCCGAGACCUCCACAAACAGCAGAACGUGCUUGCUAAGGAGAAGCGUCAGCAGCAAGAAGCCAUUGCAAGAGAUCAGGACCGCAGCGAGCAGCUCAUGCGACUGAAAUUUGGACAGCUAGUGGACCUGGAGGUGCUGGAUCGCGCUUGUGACGCGUCUUCGGUGGACGAGUUGCAGACUCGUGUCAAGUUACGCGAGGUCGAAGGAGGGCGAACAACAAUCAUGGAUCUCGGCGAAAGUCUUGUGGAGUUGGAAGAGAACGAAGAACUGGCUUAA